This is a messenger RNA of Electrophorus electricus (electric eel), 3046 nucleotides long. NCBI's taxonomy places the organism in Eukaryota, Metazoa, Chordata, Actinopteri, Gymnotiformes, Gymnotidae. The record is from RefSeq and is a predicted model, not a curated record.
AAGGGAGGUGGGGCUCUUGGCGUAUGGCUGCCUUUCAAAACUUUUCCACCUCUUCACAUAUUAGAGUUGAUGCAGUCCAGGCAACGACGUGUUCUCCGUGCAUUCGUCCGAACACAGCUCUUCGCUACUUGCUCAGAUAUUUUCUGUAAAUCUGUCGUCUGCCUGUGAAUGCGUGUGGACGUAAGCUAAUUCGGAUACGUAGCCUUUACUAUUUGCUGAAAGUAAGAGACUUUCUACAGCAUCACAAUGCAAGCUAUAAACUUGGACACCUAUAACCUAUCACUGCUAACUGCCAAAGAGGACAUUCUGAACUCACGAUCAUCAACCAACUGGGCAUUGUUCACAUAUGAGGGAGUCACCAACAACCUGAAGCUCUCCGAUUCUGGAGCUGGAGGGCUGACAGAGCUGGCCGAGAAGUUUCACAUUGCCAAACCCAUGUAUGGACUUUGCAGGGUCGGACUAACUGAAACGGGCCAGCCACGAAUAGUCAUGAUCUCCUGGGUCGGAGAGGAUGUGGAUGAGUAUCGGCGGACAGAGUGCAUGAGCCACGUGCCUGCAAUCAAAAACUUCUUCAAGGAAGCUCAAGUGUUUAUCAGUGCCUCUGGUAAAGAUGAGGUAACAGAGGAAAAGCUCGGUGCUGUCCUGGCAAAGGUCCGACCAACGAAGGAGAGGCUGAGACGCAACUCAAGACCGACGGAGAAAGAGGAGACAGUGGGCACGAAUUACAGGAAGACCAAUGCGGCUAUGGAGAUGAGGCGUAUUAACAGAGACUCCUUCUGGGCACGGGCAGAGCGCGAGGAAGAGGAGCGGAAGGAGGAAGAGAGGAAGAAGGCCACAGAGGAGCGGAGGCGCCUGGAAAGAGAGCGGGUACUGCAGGAGAGGAAGGAAGCAGAGGAAAGAGACCGAAAGAUGGAGGAGAAACUGCAGAUGAUCGAGGAACAAAAGAGAGCAGAAGCCAAGCUUGAAGAAGAAGCUAAAAAACAGGAGAAAACAAAAUGGGAGUUGCAGCAGAGAGAGCAUGAAGAGGAAAUGAGGGCUUGCCUCAGACGCAGUGAAUCCAUAGAGAAAGCUGCCGAGGCAGCAGCGCUCAUUUCACAGCGCUCCAUGAACCCAAGGGAGUUCUUCCGACAGCUGUCCUCAUCGUCGCUAAGCUCCUCCAGCCCUGUGUCCCCACGCACUGGCAAGCCUCCGUUCCGCCGAUAUCAGCGCAGUUUGACGGACACCGCUUUCAUCUUUGAGAGGGCCAGCACUGCCAGUGGUGGUCCCACUUCUCCUCUAAGUCCCUCUCUCACUUCCCCUUUCUCGCGCACACCAGCCAGCCCCUUCAAUCGUCCCACGUCUCCGCCCAGUCCUGGCUUCCGUCCAGUCACGUCUCCGCUGUGCCCUCGCAUGCCCGUGAGGUCACCCCCCGUGUCACCUGCCCAGCGGUCCGCCCCACCUCUCUCUUCUCUGCCAAACCUACCGAUCUCCAGGCCUCCUCCGCCCCGGUCCUCCCCGCCAGGCCUUCCUUCUUCCCAGGCCUCAAGUCAGGCCUCGGCACCCCCCACGUCUCCUGGACCAGCUGAGAAGGAACCGUCCCUUAACCCAGACGCCCCUUCCACAGCCCUGCCUGAGAAUCCAGUCCAAUUCAAAGAUCUCCUCACCAACACCAUGUUAAGCGAACUAACGCCAGAGGUCAACUUUAAAGCUGAGGAAACCCUGGUUGAAGAAGACGAAGAGGUGGUGGAGUUAGAGGAGUCAUACGCCAUUUCCCCUCCACCCUCAGAAACCAAAACAACACUGAGCAGUCUGGACAGAGGUGCACCAGAUCAGCCCCCCAGGCCGCAUUCGGAAGCCAAAGCUGAGACUGCGGUCGGCUAUCUUGUGGAGGUGGAGGAAGAUACAGAUGAAGAACCUGAUAAUGGACAGGUUGGAGUUGAGGAGACUGAAAGGUUCCAUGCAAAUCAGGACGAACUGGAACCUGGGCUAUUGGACAGUGAUGAACCAACCCUGGUGGAAAAUCCAGAAGAGGAGAUCGAGGAAGAGGAUACAAAUGGAACAGAAGUGUGUGGGAAGCCAUCUGGAAAUGGGCUGAUUGAUAAAGAUAAGCCAGACCAAAAUGGUCUUUAUCUUCAAAACGGCACAGCACAUUGGACUGAAAACCACACUGUGUCCUUUAUUAAGACAAGGGAUAUGUGGACUGCUUGGAGCAAAGCACACCAGAAAGGUGUUUCUAUACACUCAACUGUGAGAAUGUUGAAGAUGAAGAUGACAGCCGGGAGACAGAGGUGGCAUCAGAGAACGGAGAAUCGCCGGAAGGCAUGCCUCUCCUGUGCGUGCGUGCACUCUUUGACUACCAAGCAGAGGACGACAGCGAGCUUUCCUUUGAGCCUGGUGACGUCAUCAGCCACGUGGAAAUGGUGGACAAAUCCUGGUGGCGGGGCUACAGCAAAGAUGGCCGCCAGGGACUCUUCCCUGCCAACUACGUGGAGACCAUCUAAUGCCCUUUCACUUUGCCUCGGAGACGCUGCCUUGUGCCCUCGCAUUCAGCACCAACCCUCAGGGACCGAGAACUUCCGACUACCCAGUAGAGGGGGCCCAAAAUCCGCUCCCGGUCUAUUGGAUGUACUACAGCAGAGGUACAGAGAGACCAAGGGAACAACACGCAUCAAAAGGAUAGAUGUCCAAGACCAGACCUUGGCCAAAGUUUGUUGUACGAGGAGGAAUGGAGAGGCAGGUUGCUUGAUGUUAACCUGAACAGUCUACAGAUUAUUCUUGUUUACUUUUAUUACCCUACAGUUUUUUGCUUGGCAGAAUGACUGUUAUGUUUCUAACAUCUAAAUAGAAGUCAGGCGUCGUGUCUCCUUUCAUAUUUUUGAUACUGACUGAUAUAUGACUUUGUGAUAAUGUUAGUUAUGGUAACUACAGGCCUUCAUUACAACUGUGUUUUGAGCAUUAUAAAUGACAUUAUUUCAUGUUUGUGCUAGGGCUGUACCCUAUGUUAUCGUAAAUGGUUCUAUGGUGCUGCUGAGCAGAUUCUGAUCUUUAUAUAUAUAUCUAUAUAUAU